This is a messenger RNA of Pogona vitticeps (central bearded dragon), 1893 nucleotides long. RefSeq names its product cytidine monophosphate-N-acetylneuraminic acid hydroxylase. Gene Ontology annotation, biological process: CMP-N-acetylneuraminate metabolic process. Lineage: Eukaryota; Metazoa; Chordata; Lepidosauria; Squamata; Agamidae. Gene Ontology annotation, cellular component: cytoplasm. Gene Ontology annotation, molecular function: 2 iron, 2 sulfur cluster binding; CMP-N-acetylneuraminate monooxygenase activity. The record is from RefSeq and is a predicted model, not a curated record.
AUGGAAGAAAGUGUGGAACAAACGAGCAAAAUAUUGCUGUCCCUCACAGUAUCUGAGGCUGCUGCUCUCAAAGAAGGAAUCAAUUUCCUAAAGAACAAAGCGGAUGGAAAGAGCUACAUCUUGUACAAGGAUGGAGAUAUUGUGCGAGCUUGCAAGAACGUGUGCAAACACCAAGGAGGGCUAUUUAUUAUGGAUAUGGAAGACCUAACAAAAAAUUGUGUACGUUGCACUAAGCAUAACUGGAAGCUGGAUGUGAGCACGAUGAAAUAUGUUAACCCUCCUGACAGCUUCUCUCAAGAUGAACUAGUUGUUGAGAGUGAUACUCAAAAUGGACUACUGCUAAUUGAACUGCAACCUCCAAACCCAUGGGAUAUAGACCCAAGGAAUCUUGAAGAUCUGGCUUUGGGUGAGGUGCAGGUAACUUACCUGACUCAUGCAUGUAUGGACCUUAAACUCGGAGAUAAGAUAAUGAUAUUUGAUCCAUGGCUAACCGGUCCAGCCUUUGCACGUGGCUGGUGGCUUCUUCAUGAGCCCCCCAAUGACUGGAUGGAAAGACUUUGCCGUGCAGAUCUCAUCUAUAUCAGCCACAUGCAUUCUGAUCAUCUCAGUUACCCAACACUGAAGAGACUUGCUGAACGGAAGCCAAAUGUGCCCAUUUAUGUUGGAAACACAGAACGGCCUGUGUUCUGGUAUCUCAACCACAGUGGCAUAAAGCUGACCAAUAUUAAUGUUGUUCCAUUUGGAGUUUGGAAAGAGGUGGACCGGAAUCUUAGAUUCAUGAUAUUGAUGGAUGGUGUUCAUCCAGAAAUGGAUACUUGUAUUAUUGUUGAAUAUAAAGGGCAUAAAAUUCUAAAUACAGUGGAUUGCACCCGGCCUAAUGGUGGAAGGCUUCCUGAAAAAGUUGACCUUAUGAUGAGUGACUUUGCAGGAGGAGCUUCAGGAUUCCCUAUGACAUUCAGUGGAGGGAAAUUCACAGAGGCAUGGAAAGCCCAGUUUAUUAAAACUGAAAGGAAGAAAUUACUGAAUUACAAGGCCCAGCUGGUUAGCGAACUGAAGCCAAAAGUCUUUUGCCCUUUUGCAGGAUAUUUUGUUGAAGCUCAUCCUUCUGACAGCUAUAUCAAAGAAACUAACCUUAAAAAUGAUCCAGAUGAGUUGAACAGGCUAAUUGAAAAAAAAUGUGGUGAUGUUUUAACAUGGACACCAAAGCCUGGAGCUACCUUGGAUUUAGCAAAGGUUCUAAGAGAUUCAACUGACAGUAUAGGAAUUAUGAAUCCUCCAGCAGGGACAAAAGUUUUCAAAGACUCAUGGGACUUCCAGCCAUACAUAGAUAUUCUCAGUGCUGCAGUUGAUGAUGAGAUAUUUCGCUAUCCCUCCUGGGUGAAAGAGUACUAUACUUGGGCUGGAUUUAGAGGCUACAACCUUGUGAUAAGGGUGAUAGAAACGGAUGACGACUUCAACCCUUUUCCUGGAGGCUACAACUAUUUGGUGGACUUCUUAGACCUAUCAUUUCCAAAAGAGAGACCAAACCGUGACUGUCCAUAUGAAGAGAUCAAAGCCCGAGUUAAUGUUGUGAGAUAUACAGUGAAGCAUGGGCUGCUCUGGGAUGAUCUUUAUAUAGGAUUCCAAACACGGCUACAACGUGACCCUGACAUAUACCAUCAUCAGUUUUGGAAUCAUUUUCAAAUAAAACUUCCUCUAACGCCACCUGACUGGACAUUUUUCUUGGCACAACACGACAAAAUCUGAAGGAAAGAUAAAACAGCAUUCACUAUUGCUGCCAAGAAAGAAAGUUGUAAUUAAUGUCCUUUUCCAUCCUCAGAGAGAGCAUAAUCAAUACAUAGUCUGAUACAGUAACUGAAUAAUUGUUAUUUCCUUUAAAAUAAUGAUUUAGAA